Messenger RNA from Colletotrichum tamarilloi, 264 nucleotides. RefSeq lists its product as uncharacterized. Lineage: Eukaryota; Fungi; Ascomycota; Sordariomycetes; Glomerellales; Glomerellaceae. The record is from RefSeq and is a predicted model, not a curated record. The transcript has a single exon. The coding region runs from base 1 to 264 and encodes 87 amino acids.
AUGUCGCCAGAGAUCAACCAAGUUGAUGGUGGUGUUUGUGGAAAGAUGAUCGGCGCUGUCUUGCCAAGUUGCUGGUCGGGCCAUGCAAGCUCGGGCAGCGCAAGAGCCAGUAUGAGUUUGGGCCGGUGCGAAUACCGCGACUAUUCAUGCGCUAUGGCCUUGAAGCGUUACCGGUCAACGAAUCAAAGCUGCCUCGCGCCAGAGCCACCAGUCGCUACAGCCUACCAAGCACUGCCAGGGGAAGGAUUCUCUGUCUCUCGAUGA